Molecule: messenger RNA, 1447 nt
Organism: Penicillium brasilianum
Lineage: Eukaryota; Fungi; Ascomycota; Eurotiomycetes; Eurotiales; Aspergillaceae
Source: the annotation of a GenBank genome assembly
CUCCUUCUUCUUUUUCCAACUCCCUGCUCCUCAACCUCCGGCCUUUUCAACAAUUUCUCUUCCUCAAGCUCUGUGCCUUCCUUCUGGAAGUCAGUCACGGUCUCUCGUCUCUAUCCUUCCUCUUGUCCCAGCCCUCCUUCCUCUUCAAUUUUUUCUCUUACCUUUCCAAUCAUCUCCCCCGUGGUCUUUCCUCCCUUUCUACUUCUCCUCCCAUCCUACCUCUCGUCUUCCCUCUCACACUUUUCUCGCUCCUUCCCUUGUUCCUUCCCCCCUUCCUCUCCCCUUCCACUCCGUCCCUCUUCCCGUCUUCUCUCAUUCGAUCACGAUGAGUCUACUCUCGCUUCCAAAUGAGGUACUCCUCAUGAUCGCGGACAAGACGCAGUCCCAGAGAGACAUGAACAAGAUGGCUCGGCUCAAUCGAUUCUUCUACACUCUCAUCAACAAACGCCUUUACGCCUACAAUGCCAAUCACCGGGGCAGCUCAGCCCUGGCCUGGGCCACAUUGAAUGGACAGCUCGCAACGUUUCAGCACUUUAUCAAGGCUGGCGGGGACAUUACGAAGUCUUCCAGCCCCAUUACCCAUGGCCUUCUCCACCUUGCUGCCGAACACGGAAAACUCGAAGUCGCCCAGUUGUUGAUAGAUCAUGGAGCCAAGAUCAACCGCUUCAACAACUCGUUCAAGACCCCACUGCACCUUGCUGCAACAUACGGACAUACAGCCGUCGUCGACAUGCUCCUGAAACAUGGAGCCUUGCUGAACGAGAACACCAAUCGUUAUGUCGACGAAAACCCUCUUCACAUUGCCGCGAAAUAUGGACACACCGAGGUAGUUCGUCUUCUGCUUCAAGCCGGAUGCAACGUCCAUCGCACCACCUUCAACACCCGGGAGACCGCGUUGCACCUGUCACUGAAGACCGUUCAAUAUCGCUCGCGUCGCAACAACGCGCGACUCAGCCACAGACGUUCGCAAAAGGGAAAAACGGCAAUAGUUCUCAUCGAGCACGGAGCGAACAUUCACAGUCGACAUGCAAUGGGCCGUGGCCAAACCCCCCUGCAAUUGGCAAUAGGCUCGGACUACGUAAAGGUCGUCCAACUCUUGCUCGAAAAAGGCGCAUGCCCCUGGGAUCGCAUCGACCCGUCUCAUCCGCCCGGGCCUCCCCGCGGUGUCCCCGGUGCUCGGCUAUACGGGCCACGCUUACCCUCGCGCAUUGAGAAUGCAAUGGACCUGGCAGAGAGCCGUGGCAACUUCGAGAUCAACCAGCUCAUGUUCCGCGCAAUGUAUCCAAAUGCAGCCAGUUGCGCGGAGGCUCAGUCCGUGCCCCAAUUCGAGGACUGGGGGAAGGAUGAGAUCAUUUUCGAUUCUUUUUGUAAAUUGGGAGACGGUAAAAGCCCCAAUAUGUUCCGUCUCUACUGGGGCCCCGGUGAGGCUCGUGCAUUGGGUGGAUAG